Messenger RNA from Candidozyma pseudohaemuli, 1362 nucleotides. RefSeq lists its product as uncharacterized. NCBI's taxonomy places the organism in Eukaryota, Fungi, Ascomycota, Pichiomycetes, Serinales, Metschnikowiaceae. The transcript has a single exon. The record is from RefSeq and is a predicted model, not a curated record. Bases 1 to 1362 code for a protein of 453 amino acids.
AUGGUCUCUGGCUCUUGGUUGAAAUACCCAAAGGCGUUGGAGAACGCUAGCUUUGGGUUCACGUCUGUUUGUGCCUAUGCCCUCUCCGUCUUUACAAUUUUAUUUGCCCAUGGAUACCUCAUCCUGCUUUUGUUUCCUUUCAAUGCCAUGUUUACCGGAACACAAAGCAAUCAUCUCAACUUCCUCCCAAAGCUGGCGAGAGAAAAUUACGAUGCUGUUAUUAGAAGCCAGGUUGAAAUUGAAGUUCAGACAUUACUUCAGGAAAAAAAUGAGAAAGUCGCUAAUAUAGUUUCUGAAACGCUCGAAAAAACUUUAAACAAGAGUCGUGAUGCCCUGAUCCUUCAUUUUUCUGAGGCUUCGAAAGAGCAGUUGCAGCAUUUCGAAAGCGUACUCGGCUGCAAAUCUCAUGACUUUUGCAAUGAAGCUUCUUCUGACGAAGGGUCCAUCCUCGGCACUGAGGAUGUGGAUAUGCUUGACUCCAAUGACAAAGAAGCUCGGCACAAGCUCACAGAGGAAGCUAAGGCUACUUUUAGCCUGAACAUGAAAAAUAUGCUAGUACCGAUGAUGAAGCAAUUACUGAAUGAGAUGUCAGAAGAAUGGGAAAAGUCGUACAAAGAGGUAUUGGAUCAGGUACUCGAAGAAUAUCACUCUGAGGGUGCCGAAAUUGUUGGUCGAGCUUUAGAUAAGGCAAGAAAGAGGAUGCUAUUUCACCACGCCCUAGAUUACCCGUGGCCACAACCACAAUACGUUGAGACUGCCAAGUGUGUGAUUUUGCUACUCUUUACUCACGAUGUGCUGUUUUUCGUUCUAUUUCACAGAAGUAAAGCCCACGCUAUUCUUUUUUGUUGUACCAGUGCGCUUUAUUAUUUGGAGACUUUGAGCACCAUUUUCUUGUUGGUGUGGGCCAGCUUUAAGUAUUAUAACCACAACGUAGGAGGACCUUACAGUUUCUAUACAUUUUACUUGUUUGGUGCCGCUGCUUCUUACUACGUCACGUUUUUAGGGUUGACGGAGGAAAAAGGAGAUUCUGAUCUGAGACUCGCCGGUGCUCCAGACAAUCAGGAAAAUGAUUGUCAACCUGAUGUUGGUAGGAAACAACUCAUUGAGCCCGUUAAAAAGAAUGUCGAAAGGAGAUUGAAUGAAAUCAAAAAAGAUGAAGUGUUCCCUGUUAGUGGCAAGAAGGAGAAUCGGAGCCUCGAAAAACAGACGGAUGCCAACGAGCCUGACGCACGCUUGGGAGUGGUAGAUGAGAUUAACAGUCAGGCCACCGAAGAGUCAGAGCAAGCGCAAAAGCUGGAAGAAUUUAAAGGUAAUGAGAAGGAUGUUGUGCGGAGUUGUUCAGCUGGAGAAGCCUUUUAUUAA